UAUUCUGUUAUUGCGGGUAUUUUUUGUAGAUUUCUUCGGAAUAAUAAUAAAAAUAUCAGUCAACUACGGACUGGCAAUUGAAAAACAUCAUUUGGAAGAUUAAUUUAAAUAAAAACAAACAACUAAUAGUAGAGAGCUGAAGGGUAAAAAGCAAUAAAAGAAAAUAUGAAAAAUAUUUGUUUAUUAAUAAGCUUGGGCUUAUUGCUGCAGCUAUGCGGAGCCGAGGAUAAAUUAAUACGUGUACCGGUGACCAAAAUAAAGUCGGCACGACGUCACUUCCAUGAAGUGGGCACCGAAUUGCAGCAAUUACGUCUUAAAUAUGGUUCGGAUGUAAGCGGUGUUACACCCGAACCUUUAUCGAAUUAUUUAGAUGCCCAAUACUAUGGCCCCAUAUCGAUUGGUACACCACCACAAAAUUUCAAAGUAGUAUUCGAUACCGGCUCCUCUAACUUAUGGGUACCUUCGAAACAGUGUCAUUUGACCAAUAUUGCUUGCCUAAUGCACAAUAAAUAUGAUGCGAAAAAGUCAAAGACCUAUGAAAAGAAUGGUACAGAAUUUGCCAUUCAUUAUGGUUCGGGCAGUCUAUCGGGUUAUUUGUCUACGGAUGUUGUAAAUAUUGGUGGUUUGGAUAUUAAGAAACAAACAUUUGCUGAAGCUUUAAGUGAACCCGGUUUAGUUUUUGUGGCGGCUAAAUUUGAUGGUAUUUUGGGAUUGGGUUACAGUUCCAUUUCGGUUGAUGGUGUCAAACCUCCCCAUUACAGCAUGUACGAACAGGGUUUAAUUAGUCAACCAGUGUUUUCGUUCUAUCUUAAUCGUGAUCCUGCUGCACCUGAGGGUGGCGAGAUUAUUUUCGGUGGCUCUGAUCCCAAUCACUAUACCGGAGAGUUUACAUAUUUGCCGGUAACACGUAAAGCCUAUUGGCAAGUUAAAAUGGAUUCUGCCUCUAUGGGUGAUUUGCAAUUGUGUCAGGGUGGUUGUCAAGUUAUAGCCGAUACCGGCACCUCUCUCAUUGCCUUGCCUCCCAACGAAGCCACUUCUAUUAAUAAAGCCAUUGGCGGUACUCCCAUGAUAGGCGGUCAGUAUAUAGUUUCCUGUGAAUCAAUACCCAAUUUACCCGUUAUCAAAUUCGUUCUGGGUGGCAAAACUUUCGAACUCGAAGGUAAAGAUUAUAUUUUGCGUGUAGCUCAAAUGGGCAAGACAAUUUGUUUGUCUGGCUUUAUGGGCAUUGAGAUACCACCACCUAAUGGUCCAUUGUGGAUUUUGGGUGAUGUUUUUAUUGGUAAAUAUUAUACAGAAUUCGAUAUGGCCAAUGAUCGUGUUGGUUUUGCUGUAGCUAAAUAAAAAUUUCCAAAAAAAAUUUUAUGUUUGAGAGUGUGAUGUUAAAAUAUGAACGAUUGUUUGAUUAUGAAAUAAUGGGCAAUCAAAAUGCAGUUUUAUUUUUAUGUAUUUUAUGUUUUCUCUCUCAUUGUGUGUUGUGUUUUAAAAUUAAAGCUACUUUUAUUAAAUUGAAAUAAAAUUUAUUCAUAUAUUUAAAACUUA
Molecule: messenger RNA, 1539 nt
Organism: Lucilia cuprina (Australian sheep blowfly)
Lineage: Eukaryota; Metazoa; Arthropoda; Insecta; Diptera; Calliphoridae
Product: lysosomal aspartic protease
Exons: 2
Coding region: 166-1341 (391 amino acids)
Biological process (GO): cell death; proteolysis
Cellular component (GO): lysosome
Molecular function (GO): aspartic-type endopeptidase activity
Source: RefSeq, a predicted model, not a curated record